Molecule: messenger RNA, 2862 nt
Organism: Scleropages formosus (Asian bonytongue)
Lineage: Eukaryota; Metazoa; Chordata; Actinopteri; Osteoglossiformes; Osteoglossidae
Product: beta-adducin-like
Exons: 15
Coding region: 240-2276 (678 amino acids)
Biological process (GO): barbed-end actin filament capping
Cellular component (GO): plasma membrane; postsynaptic density; cytoskeleton
Molecular function (GO): actin filament binding
Source: RefSeq, a predicted model, not a curated record
GACCAGGGGACACCGCGCGGGCACGUCCGCGCGCGUGGACCGCCGAUGGAGCGCGCGGCCGCCUCGAAGGACGCGCUGAGAUCUGACCGAUUUUUCAUGUCCGCUCCCGAUCGUACCGGUUUGCAUCGGCCGCUCGUCGAGCUGUUCGUGUCGCGGAGGAGCGGCGCGGCUCGGAGGACGUGAUACGAGGUAAACAAGAGUCCUACAGGUACCUCCUUCCAGCCGUCUCAGUGAAGACAAUGAGUGCCAUGUCCACCCCAGAAGGAAGCCCCACCCACCAGAGCCCUGGUCCUCCACUCCCCGAUGGCCACAUCUCUCCUUUAAGCCUAACACAUGAGCAUAGGUCGCUGUCAUCGGUCAUGCAGAGCCCAACCUUCAGGGAGGAGCUGGAUGUGCUGAUCCAGGAUCAGGUGAAGAAGGGCACCAACUCUUCCAGUCUGUGGGCCCUGCGGCAGAUUGCUGACUUCCUGUCCCACUCCAGCGCCACUUUGGCCCUCCCUACUUCGCCUUCUCACUUGGUGACAGUGACGCCCAUCAAUGAUCUGGGCAGCGUGGAACCCGGCUCCAUGGGGAAGGCUGAGCGGCUGCAGCGCUGUAAGCUCGCCAGCACGUACCGCCUGCUGGACCUCUACGGCUGGGCCUGCGUGGCUCACGGGCAGCUCACGCUGCGCAUCAGUAAGGAGCAGGACCACUUCUUGGUGCUCCCACAUGGGCUGUCGUACAGCGAGGCCACAGCCCUGAGCCUGGUGAAGGUAAACAUCCUAGGGGAGACUGUGGAGCAGGGCAGUACAGCGCUGGGAAUCGACGUCGAGGGCUUCGGUCUGCACUCUGCCCUCUACUCCGCCAGGCCUGACGUGCGCUGCCUGCUGCACCUGCACACACCUGCCUCCGUCGCAGUGUCGGCCAUGAAGUGUGGCCUCCUGCCGCUGUCCCACGAGGCCUUGCUGGCGGGCGAGGUGGCCUACUACAGCUACAGUGGAACGAUGGAGGAGACCGGCGACAAGGUGGAGCUGCAGAAAAGCUUGGGCCCGACCUGCAAGGUGCUGGUCCUAAGGAACCACGGCAUCGUGGCGCUGGGGGAGUCAGUAGAGGAAGCUUUUUACAUCCUCUACCACGUCCAGGCGGCCUGUCAGAUACAGGUGUCAGCCAUGUGCAGUGCUGGUGGACAGAAGAACCUGAUCCUGCUGGACCGGGUCUCCCAGAGACCGUGUCCCACCGGCACCGUGGGCUGGGCGGGCUCCACCUUUGGCCCGCUGCACAAGAGUCGGCUCGGGGAACACGAAUUUGAGGCUCUCAUGAGGACCCUGGACAAUCUGGGUUACCGGACAGGCUACGCGUAUCGCUUCCCCCUGCUGCUGGAGCGGGCACGAGCCCGGAGGGAGGUGGAGGUCGCAGCCGCCGUUACUGCUUUCACGCUGGAGGGGGGCAGCGCCCGACGGUACCUCCGCCCACCCACCCACGCCCACAAGCAGAGGCUGGAGAAGACGCGAUGGCUCAAUAUGCCAAACAGCUCCCGAAGCCAGGAGAGCCCGGGGCAUCAGCGCAGCACAGCGUCACAGUGGCUGAAAGAAGGGGAGAUGAGACGGGGCAGCGGCUCGGCCGUGAAGGUGGAGAGCGCCAGCCAGUUUGUGCCGCUGUUUACCGACCCCCAGGAGGUUCUGGAGAUCCGGAAGAAGAUCCGGGAGCAGCAGCGGCAGGAGACGAACUGGGCUGGUCCUCAGUCCCACUUACUGGCCGGCGUUCUGUGCAACCGGGGUCUUAGCCAGGACUCUGACUCUGACCUGGAUGGGGGACUUCCUGGUCCGCAGCUGGUCCCAGAGCUUGAGACGCCCAACCCGUUCAGCCAGCUGACGGACCAGGAGCUGGAGGAGUACCGGCGGGAGGUGCAGAGGAAGCAGUGCUUGGACCUGGACAACGGCGAGCAGCAACUGGCACCAAGGAGUGAGGCCACCGCCGAAUCUGAAUCCCCUACCAGGAACCCUCCCGCGGGACCCCUGCCACCAGCAGGUGAUGGGAAGCAGGAGAAUGAAAAACAGCGUGCGGAGGAGCAGGUGGAGGGUCUAGAGGAUGAGAUGAAGACUCUGAGCGUGGCAGAAACGUUGCCCACGUCUCCCGCGGCGCUCCCCGCCGAGCCCCGGGCCGCGUCCCCGGCAAAGCCCCAGGCUAAGCUCCCGGGAAACACCCCCGAGAGCUCACCUUCGAAGAAGAAGAAGAAGUUCAGGACCCCCUCCUUCCUGAAGAGGAGCAAGAAACAGAAGGAGAAAACCGAGGUCUGAGUGAACGUGGCCUCCUCCGGGACGGUGUCCUCGUCCCUGAGUCCCGCAGAGCUUGCGACCGAGAUGAGAUGAGUUUAGGGAGACCUGUGCCUCUCUCUGUCUCUCACACAAACACACACACACACACACACAAAUGACAUGCCGACAUGUAUGUCCCUGGAUCUGAGUCAGCAGAGCAGAACUCGUGUGGGAGCAAAACAUGUCAACCAGAUUGUGCUUAAAACUGUGAGAAGUGUAAAGAUGAACACACUUUUGAUGUAGCGGAGGUCAUUUUUUGGGGUGCCAGUGCCAUCAAACAAUUCGUAUUAUUGCAGACGUUUGGAAAAGUACGUGGCAUACAGUACCAAAGUACUCCCCCGUGAGGUCAUUCAAUAUAGGACAUGAUGUGGCACAAUAAAUUCGCAACCAAGAUUUAUUUUGCCAACAACAUGAAAAGAACAUGACGUGUCCAGCACUCUCUCAUUUUCACAUUUUUUCCACAUCAGUCAUUUUACUCAGGUUCCUACAGAGAAGCAACAAAUAACACAUUACAUUUAUUUAUCGGACACUGUUCUCUAAAGCGACUUCCAAUGAACUCUAUGUAGUG